Messenger RNA from Anneissia japonica, 2092 nucleotides. Its product is annotated as putative bifunctional UDP-N-acetylglucosamine transferase and deubiquitinase ALG13. Gene Ontology annotation, molecular function: cysteine-type deubiquitinase activity. Gene Ontology annotation, biological process: protein deubiquitination. The transcript is spliced from 18 exons. The annotation marks the transcript as partial. The record is from RefSeq and is a predicted model, not a curated record. Lineage: Eukaryota; Metazoa; Echinodermata; Crinoidea; Comatulida; Comatulidae.
UACAAUGCUGUCACUUAUACGCUAGAUGAAUAUUGUUAAACAUACUGUAUAAAUAUUUAAAAUGCGUUCUUGAAAAUACACAUAUAAAUGAAAACAAGUAUGUAAUACAUUCUAGUAGACACUUAAAAGAAUUAGUUAACGUGUCUGCUAAAAAGCGCCUCUAAAUAUUUCGACCAAUAAGAGCUGUCGGAACAUAAGGUUUGGUUGGUCUUUAAAUAAAAACAUUCUCAACAUGUGCUGCAGUUGAAGCAUGUGUGACGGCUGCAGUGAUGUUACUGUAGCGUGCAGCUGCACAUUUAUUUAAUUUCACUUUAGCAUACAUCAUCAUCAUCAUCCAGUUAACAUGAUGCGAAGACCAUCGAAGCUUGAACCUAUAGACGAAUACCUUUCAUCACAUGGGCUAUAUCGUAAAAUAACUGCAAAAGAUGGAUCAUGUCUGUUUAGGGCAGUUGCAGAACAAGUAUUCUAUACCCAGGCACAGCAUAUGGAAGUUCGUUUGGCAUGUAUCAAUUUUAUGAUGAAAAAAAAGGAGCAUUAUGAACCUUUUAUUGAUUGUCCAUUUAAUGAAUACAUAUCACGCCUGACAAAUCCCUGGGAAUGGGGAGGUGAUGUUGAAAUAUCAGCUUUAUCACUACUUUAUGAACGUGAUUUUUUGAUAUAUGAAGAAAUAGGAAAAGCACCCGUAGAGGCAACAGAAAAUGGGUUCGCUAAGAAGAUUGUCUUAUGUUUCACCCAUGGCAACCACUAUGAUAGUGUAUUCACAAAGCAGUUUCAAGAUACUGCAGCAAUAUGUCAAGCUGUUGUGUAUGAACUGUUGUACAAAGAUGUAUUUAAGCUGCAUGACAAAGUUGAUGAAGCAAUUGAUAUUCUACGAUAUCCCAACCGCAUUCCAUUUCCAUGUGAGCAGGAAAACGAAGAGUCCAAUAGACAACAGGAACACGAGUAUGAAAGCUCAGGGGAAGUGUUCGAUAGAGGUUUUGAUAUGAAGAGAGAGAGCAAAAGACGUCCACCUUUUCCGUACAAAGUCAUCAAAUCACUGGACCCAGAAAUUUACAGAAAUGUGGAAUUUGAUACGUGGUCAGAUUUUAAAAAACAACAACAGCACCGUGAGUACCUGAUAUCUGCAGGCAUGCAGUAUGCUCUUGGUGACAAAUGCUUAGUUCAUUUAGAAGAUGCAUCUAAAUUUUACAAUGCUCAUAUUCAAGAAGUCUCCUCAGCAAAUGGACCUGUAACAGUUUUUAUUGAAGAAAUGGGUGAAAAGUGCACUGUACCAAUUAAAAAUCUCCGUCCCCUGAAUCAACCACCACAAUCCUACAAAUGUAUUUCUCCUAGAAGCUUCAAGAACCAAGGAGGCCAUAUUAGUCCUCAUCUUCGGAUCUUAAAGAGAGGGCGGUUCUUGAGUGAUAGUGUCUACGUUUUAGGUGAUGACCAAUCAGCGUACCAAGAUCAAGCUAUGAGAGAUGAAAAAUAUUCACCUUAUAAACAAGGAUCACAUAGAUACCUCUCUCCAUACAGAAUGCGUAGAGGUGUUCAUUAUAGUCGGCAAAGAACCUACAGUCAGGGAAGUGACACUGACGAGCAUGUCAUAGUGGAAAGUUCAAUGUAUGAUCUUGAGGAUGAAGGUGUACAGGGACCUUUCCCACCAAUGCCUGUUCAUGUUCAUCAGAGUGGACCAGUGGAGGGGAAAUCUGGAGGAUGCUGGGGUAAACUACGCAGAAGAGGUCGAACCUCUCCCUCUCUAAACCAUCCUAGGAAUCUGGUUCAUGAUCACUAUGCUGACCAGUUUGUCCAAGGCUGUGACAUGCAGGUCGAUGAUGAAAUGUAUGAAGAACAAGUUAUUGAUGACGGUCAACGUACCCAGCCGCACAGAAGGAAGACACCGUCACCAGCUCAAGAUAUGCCACAGGGUAACAUACAAGAGGGGCACUUUGUGUGCACAGAUCCAAGCUGGAGUGAUUCAAAUUCGAGCAUAAUGGAAGACAAAAUGCCGAAGCCUCUUAACAACAAUGCAACACAACCAAACAUGAUGCCAGUCAACAGUCAGCCCUCAAUGUCUGUUGGGAUUCCAUUUUGUCCUAUUAUGUUGCCAGGU